Molecule: messenger RNA, 1561 nt
Organism: Eucalyptus grandis
Lineage: Eukaryota; Viridiplantae; Streptophyta; Magnoliopsida; Myrtales; Myrtaceae
Product: disease resistance protein RPV1-like
Exons: 3
Coding region: 224-1561 (445 amino acids)
Biological process (GO): defense response; signal transduction
Molecular function (GO): ADP binding
Source: RefSeq, a predicted model, not a curated record
GUGGUUACUGUUCCCAGUCAAUGAAUUACUAAUUUAUAUGCAGCUUGCUAAGUUUGAAUUAUUGGUGCGGUUCCGGUUGCCAACUGGUUCAAUUAUAUAAAUCCAAUCAAUAAAGAGGCAACGGGCAACAACAAGGCAUUUUGUGUUUCUAAGAGGCAGUUUGGUUUUCUUUUCAAUAAGACCUGAAAGGAAAAAUUAAGGGUAGGGUCAGAGCAAAGACGAAAUGCAUCAUCUCAUUUUUGGGCAUUCUUUUGCCGGGCUCGUGGCCCCGAUCCUCCUCUUUGGGCUUGCGUUCCAUUUUCUCAAUAAGAAGAGAACUAGUGUGCGAAGAAAUGCAGAAGAUGCUAUUACUUGUGCAUCUGAUUUGUUGACUGUGUCAACAGAAACUAAUUCUGGUGGAUCUAGUUUGUCUCUGACAGAAACUAAUGGUGCAUCUAAUUCGUCUGCCAUGGCAACUGGAAACCGCUACGAGGUGUUCUUGAGCUUUAGAGGCUCAGAUACUCGAAAAGGCUUCACUGAUCACCUCUACACCAGACUUGUUGAUGCUGGAAUUCAUGCUUUCAAAGAUGAUAAUGAGCUUCGCCAUGGCAAGAAGAUUGGGCCAGAUCUUUUGGCAGCCAUCAAGAACAGUAAGAUCCUGAUCCCCAUUAUCUCCUCGAAUUAUGGUUCGAGCCGUUGGUGCCUAAAUGAACUGGUUCAAAUAAUGGAGUGCCAGAAUAGUAACAUCGGGCAUCUAGUGUUGCCUAUAUUUUACAAAGUGGAACCAACUCACGUGCGUCGUCAAAUCGGGAGUUUUGGAGACGUGUUUCGUAUGCAUGAGAGGCAUUCUGACCAGGCGAUUUUAGAGAAAUGGAAGCUAGCACUCAGUGAAGUCAGUUUCUUGAAAGGAUGGGAAGCCAAUGGGUAUGAAGGAAAAUUGGUGAAAUCAGUUGUCCAAAAAGUGUUGAAUGAGCUGAAGAAAGAGUUUGAGCUGGUUAUUCCCGAUAAUUUGGUUGGAAUUGAUAGUCAUGUGAAGAACGUUAUGGAAUUUCUAGAUAACAAUUCUAGUGCUACCCUAUUUGUUGGCAUCCAUGGAAUGGGAGGCAUUGACGAUGAUGAUCAGUUGAAGGCUUUGGCUGGAAAUCAUAAUUGGUUUUCGCCUGGAAGUAGGAUCCUUAUUACCACCAGAAACAAGGCUAUUCUUGACAAUGCUGCAGUGGACUUCAACUAUGAACAUGAGGAAAUGGAUGGUGAUCAAUCUUUGAUUCUGUUUAGUAGACAUGCAUUUCGUAGUAACUCUCCUCCAAGUGAAUUUAAGGACCUCGCGCAUGAAGUUGUAUCCACCACUGGAGGCCUUCCCUUAUCUCUUGAGGUUUUAGGUUCAUUGUUGUGUGGAAAGAGGCCAACACAAUGGAGAGGUACGAUAAAGAAGUUGAAAAAAGUUCCAAAUAGAAAAGUGCUAGAAAAGUUAAGGAUUAGUUAUGAUGUAUUAGAAAAUGGACAAAAGAAAUAUUUUUGGAUAUCGCUUGUUUUUCAUUGGCACCGACGGAAGAAUUGCAUCUUACAUGUGGGAUGCCUGUGA